CUGAUGCUGAUGUCCAUGGAGCAAGUGAUCUGGCUGAGGGGAGGCCAAUCUCUCUCAGAGGUGAGGUGCCUCUCUCAUGGUCUCUUUCAGGCCAAAGAAGCAGAUGCUGUGACCCUUGAAGCAGGAGAGAUAUUUGAUGCAAGCCUGGCCCCCUACAACCUGAAGCCCAUCGCGGCAGAAUUCUAUGAAUCAGAAGAGGACCCACAAACCCAACAUUAUAUUGUUGCCGUGGUGAAGAAGGGCAGCCACUUCCAGCUGAACCAGCUUCGAGGCAAGAAGUCCUGCCUCCCGGGCCUGGGAUGGUCUUCUGGGUGGAUCAGCCCCUUGGGGACUCUACUCCCGUCUGACUUUGGAGAAGAAGCAGUGUCCAAGUUCCUCUCCAGCAGCUGCGUCCCCUGUGCGGAUGGGCGCAAGUUCCCCAGCCUGUGUCAAUUGUGCAAGGGGACAGGGGCAGACAAGUGUGCCUGCUCCCCCCAGGAACCAUAUUUCGGCUACUCGGGUGCCUUCCGGUGUCUACAAGAUGGCAUGGGGGAUGUGGGUUUCAUGAGGCACAUGACUGUGUUUGAGAACUUGCCAGAUCCAGCUGACAGGAACCAAUAUGAGCUGCUGUGCAAAGACAACACCCGGAAGCCAGUGGACCAGUACAAGGACUGCUACCUGGCCCGGGUGCCUUCCCAUGCGGUGGUGGUCCGCAGUGUGGACAGCAAAGAGAACGAGAUCUGGGAGCUUCUCAACUAUAUCCAGGCACGUGUGAGAAGAGAAGCCAGGUCUGUACCAUUCCAGUUUUUUGGCUCCCCUCAUGGGAGAGACCUACUGUUCACAGACGCCACCCUCGGGCUCUCCAGAGUCCCCCAGAAGAUGGAUGCUGCAAUGUACCUGGGAUCCAAGUAUUUUUCAGCCAUGCAGCGUUUGCAAGAUGAUGCAUCAGGUCUUAACAGGACAGUGGGGCCAGGUGUGGACAAAUUGCAGAGGGUGCUGUGGUGCUCAGUGGGCAGCCAGGAGAAGGCCAAGUGUGAUAACUGGAGUGCUGUGAGCGGUGGCAUUCUGCAGUGUGCCACACAGGCCACCACAGAGGACUGCCUGGCUGCCAUCAUGACAGGAAGAGCUGAUGCUAUGAGUGUGGAUGGAGGAUUUGUCUACACAGCGGACAAGUGUGGUUUGGUGCCUGUCCUGGCAGAGAAAGACAAUCCUGAAGGUGGGAGUGAGCAGCUGGGGUCUAAGUGUGUAGACACACCUGUGAAAGGUUACCACAUUGUGGCUGUGGUUAAGACAUCAGAUGCUGACCUCACCUGGAACUCUCUUCGUGGCAAGAAAUCCUGCCACUCCGCCGUGGGUACUGCUGCUGGCUGGGAAAUCCCUGUGGCCCUAAUCCACAACCAGACAGGGUCCUGUAAACUUGAUGAGUUCUUCAGCCAGAGCUGUGCCCCAGGCUCGGAUCCAGACUCCAGACUCUGUGCCCUGUGCGCCGGUGGCAGUGAGCCGGGCCACGUGUGUGUCCCCAGCAGCCGUGAGAGGUAUUAUGGCUCCAGCGGGGCACUCAGGUGUCUGGUGGAGAAGGGAGAUGUGGCCUUUAUGAAGCACUCUGCCAUCUUGCAGAACACUAAGGGAAGGAACUCAGAAGCCUGGGCCAACGAUCUUGAGCCAGAAGACUUCCAGCUGCUGUGCCUUGAUGGUACCAGGAAGCCUGUGACUGAGCCUCAGAACUGCCACCUGGCCAGAGUCCCAAAUCGAGCCGUGGUCUCUCGGAAAGAUAAGGCUGAAUUCGUUCGCAGAAUGCUCUUUAACCAACAGGAGCUGUUUGGAAGAAAUGGGUUUGAGUACAUGAUGUUCCAGCUGUUCAGAUCUUCGGGGGGGAAGGACCUUCUCUUCAGUGAUGACACAGAGUGUCUGGCUAACCUUCAGGACAAGAAAACAGCUCAGAAAUACUUAGGGCCAGAGUAUCUCAUGGCUACCACUGAUGCAAGAAAGUGCUUCACCUCUAAACUUCUGGAUGCCUGCACAUUCCACAAAAAUUGAGAGUCUGCAAAUAUGAUGGGUCUACUCCCUCAGUUGUUGGUGUACAAGUAUUAUCACAACUUCUUAUCUCUAUAAUCACAUGCUGUAAUUGAUGCAAAAUUGAAUAAAAAUUACUGUCUGUCUUCUCAGAA
Messenger RNA from Erinaceus europaeus (western European hedgehog), 2147 nucleotides. Its product is annotated as inhibitor of carbonic anhydrase. Lineage: Eukaryota; Metazoa; Chordata; Mammalia; Eulipotyphla; Erinaceidae. The record is from RefSeq and is a predicted model, not a curated record. The transcript has 15 exons. Bases 4 to 2016 code for a protein of 670 amino acids. Gene Ontology annotation, biological process: antibacterial humoral response; iron ion transport. Gene Ontology annotation, cellular component: early endosome; extracellular region; recycling endosome.